CGAGCCAGUGGCUGAUAAAGGAAAAAGAGGGGGAGGUAAGUAAUUUGGGGAAAGAAAGAAACAAAGUUGUUGGAGGCUAAGUGAUACAUUCGCGUAAUGCUUUAAUGCUGUAGGUUUCUUUACGGUACAUUUGUUUGGCAACGGUCAGUAUAGAGUUAGCCAAAGCAUGCGUUUAGUGCUUAAACUUAUCCGAUUAUUUUUGGAGUAAAAAUCUUUGAAAACGGGAGUAAGAGUAAUAACGCAUUUUCGAAGCAUCGAAUGCUAUAUGUUUUAUUUUGGUCACCUCUUUGAUGAUCUGUUUUUCAUCUUCCUUUUCAUUAUAAUGUUCAUUACCAAGUGAAAAGAAGAGUUUGGAUACGAACAAUUUUCUACAGAAUACUGAGUAAUUGUCCUUCCAGUGGACCCCACGAGCCCGACGAGAGAACUCAUUCUUUCCUAAAAGUGUUCCCCUGGAAAAUCGUACGGAAAGAAACUGAAGUAACUGGACUACAUUUUACUUUCGAAAACAACAUUUUAAAGUGAAUGUUUAUUCAUUUAAAGGACCGAAAAAAGAACAUGUACGUUUAAAGUGGUGCCAGUUACGUGGGAAACAACAAAUAGCAGAAAACCAACUUGUCUUUAUGUGACCGCUAGGCGACACGUCCAGCUAAGGUAAUGGACCGUUCGUUCACACAGAAGACGUGCAGGUGUGGAGCUACCUAUUCUCAAACAAGACCAAUAACAAGUUCAGCUCCAUGAAAUGUUCGUAAAACAGUGCUUUUUUUUAUUUUAUCAGUGUUUAUCUCCAACAUUGCCAAAACAAAUGAAGUAGUCCACUACUAACUAGAUGGAUUCACAUGCGUUACCUUCUACCUGUCUGGCUGUAGUCUGCACAGACGAGACACGAUGACUCUCAACACUGUUGUCCAAACAUGAUUAUAUCGUCAUGUGAUCCUCACAAAAUGUCUUAAUUGUCUUAUUUAACGUAUGUUUUUUUAUUUAUUGCAUGUGUACAUAUAGCCCUAUACUGAUUUGUCUGUUGGUUCUCAUUUGGAGGGAUAUUUUGUUUGGGGGGUAUUUGUUUUACAUAUAGAUUGCAAGGUCUCUGUCAUUUCAACUACUGUAGAUCAACUGUACUGUAAAAAGUUGACAAUUUUAAUGUAUUUUCAACUUUCACACUGUAUUUAAGUACAUUAACUUAUAACAUUGUGAUUCAUUAACAGCAUUUCAAGAAACCUUUGUAUCUUAAGUUUUAGACGACCAGGUUCGAUAUUACAAUGGACCGACUUGGAAGUAAGUUAUUGGAAAAGUUAAAACUGACUGACUCAGGGAGUGUGAAAUUCUCCAGUUCCAAAAGGAAAAAUGAAUUGGUCAACAACGCUAACAAUAACAGCAACGGGAACGGCGUUGGCUCCAGUAGCGCGCUUCCACCGACCCCGAACCCUGCGACCUCCUCGCCCUCGAGGACUGCCCAGUUCACCCUCACGUCCCCGACCUCCGUAGACUUGUGUGGACAAGCCAGUGGCAGAGGCGGGAAGGGCCCAGGGGAGAGGGUCUCCUCUUCUCAGCACCUCCCGCCCUCGACAACCUCCAGCGCCCCGCAACCGGCGGACUGCGAGCCCUACUCCCCCUCGACUCUCGCCCCGCUCAGGCGCCGGUCGCCCCAGCAGCGAGCGUCCUGCUACCUGGGGGAGGGCGUUGACAUCCAGAUGAGGCGUGAGUCGGGCCUAGGCGACUGCGACCCUGCUGGGUCCCGGGCCUCUCCGGACCAGCGCCGGUACUCCCUGGAGCUCCAGCAGUUGGCCCGACGGCAGCAGCUCUCCCAUACGCCACUGCCGUACCCCUCUGGCCCCCCUCCGCCGUACCCCACUGCUUCCUCCUCGGGGUACAGCUCCGCUCCCCGUGGCGGCGGCCCUGGCGAGCCUCACUACCUACCCGAGACGGAGCGUCACAAACGCCUUUCGCUGCAGGAGGCACUGUUCUACAAGAGGCUGAGCACGGGAGGGGAGCUCUGGGAGAGCAACAGGCCGGCCUCCCUCUCCCACCCACCACACCGGCACUCCGAGGCGGGCGGAGGAGGGGGGUUCUUCUUCCCCCCGGGCCCGGCGCUGAGCCCUUGCUCCUCCUUCAGCCUCCAGGAGUCCGUGCUGGUCAGCUCUCGGUCCAGUUUCUCCUCCAGCACGGCCAGCGGGGGCGCAGGCGGGAGCCCCAUGGGCAGCCGUUGUAGCAGCAACCGAACCAGCGGAAUCAGCCUUGGCUACGACACCCGCUACUCGGCCUCCUCCGCCGUGGCGCAGCAGCCGCAGUUCCCCCCCAUGACCACCGGGGGCUCCGCCGGUGGACAGGGCUACAUAGUGUCAGGGAGGGCCGGAGGCUGGCCUGACUACCUGGACGGGGUCCUCCCCCCUGGGGGAGCUGGGGUUCACGAUAGCCGGCACUCGUACCCCCCCGCCCUGGGGAGUCCAGCGGCCGCUUGUUAUCAGGCAGGGCCCGAGGGGUGGGAGGAGAGGGGGGCUUGGGCGGGCAGAGGGGAGGGGACUGGUGGGGAGCGGGCUCGAUACUCCGACCUACCGGGGACCCGCUACCAAGAGGAGCUGACACGCCUGCUGCUGAGAGACGCGGAGAUGGACGAGCUGCACCUGGGCGGGCUGAUGCUCAAAGAAUCGGCCAACCCUCUAACCAAGGCCCUGUCCAAGCCGGCAACACUCGUCGGCACGGCCACUGCCGCCGGGCCAAUCAGAGCCCACGAGGAGCCUGGAACAGGGAGGGAGGCGUCGGCUGAGAACCGCCAGGAGUUCUUUGGCACCUGUGUGAAGUGUGGAAAGGGUGUGUAUGGCGCAGAUAAUGCUUGUCAGGCUCUGGACAGCCUCUAUCACACACGGUGCUUCACCUGUGUGUCCUGUGGACGCACCCUGAGAAACAAGGACUUCUACAAUGUCAACGGCUCUGUGUACUGUAAAGAGGAUUACAUGUUCUCAGGCUUCCAGGCUGCAGCUGAGAAGUGCAGUGUGUGUGGUCACCUUAUCCUGGAACAGAUCCUGCAGGCGAUGGGCAACUCGUACCACCCGGGCUGUUUCCGCUGUGUGGUGUGUUCCAAAGCCCUGGACGGGGUUCCCUUCACGGUAGACCACCUCAGCAACAUUUACUGUGUCUCGGACUACAACAGAACGUUCGCUCCCAAAUGCGCCGCCUGUUUACAGCCCAUAUUACCUGCUGAGGGCAGUGAGGAGAUACUGCGCGUGGUGUCCAUGAACAAGGACUAUCACUUUGAGUGCUACCACUGUGAGGAGUGUGGGAAGCAGCUCUCUGAUAAACCUGGCUCCCAGUGCUUCCCUCUGGACUCCCAUCUCCUCUGCCACUCGUGUCACAUGAUGCGGGUGUGCACAUCGCAUGCCACUCCCCCUCACAACACGCACUGAGGAAGGAACUCUAUGCACCGAACAUUCAUCCACAUUUCCUUCAACGUUCCCUUUUACUUCUCACGCCCUCAUGCAAACUCAUUCCCGCGCUCAUGCGCACUAAGAUUGUGUCGCUCUAAUGGUCGAAUUUCCUUUUCGAAUUCACCCAGAAGCGACAAGCUCGCACAUGUAAAUGCUGGUGAAGACUUAAAAUGGAUAGUUGAAUUUACAUUUACCGUGUAGUUUGGAGUUUGACGCCGCACCAAUGACUUAUCAAGCCCCUGUAUGACCUGGGUCAAGAACAUAAAGGCACACCGUAGCAAAACGGUUUGCAACGUUUGAUGAAAAAAGGGUAUUUCUUAUUGGACAACGUGAGCAUUUUUGUGCCUAUUGAACACGACCAGGGUCGAACAUGUCCCUGUGUUCCAGUCGAUCACUGUACCUUAAUGUUCUCAUAGGGAGUGGGAGAACCCAACCUGGUCCCAGCCAGUUUGUGUGGUCCCACCGACCACCAGUUACUCCCUGAACGUGUCUACUGCUUGCUAUAGAAGAACAAGGGAUUUAUUGAUCUGCUUAACCUAUUUUUUGUAUUUAACUGUAUCACUAGCAAACAAUUUGCACUUAAAAUUUGAGUUGUUUACCAUGUUUGUUAAAGAAAAAAAAAAAAUCUUGUUUCUGUUGUAAUUAAUAAAUAUUCUUCCUUUUGUGUGUUCAA
Molecule: messenger RNA, 4092 nt
Organism: Esox lucius (northern pike)
Lineage: Eukaryota; Metazoa; Chordata; Actinopteri; Esociformes; Esocidae
Gene: ajuba
Product: ajuba LIM protein
Exons: 8
Coding region: 1257-3398 (713 amino acids)
Biological process (GO): response to hypoxia; positive regulation of miRNA-mediated gene silencing; cytoskeleton organization
Cellular component (GO): nucleus; adherens junction; transcription regulator complex
Molecular function (GO): transcription corepressor activity
Source: RefSeq, a predicted model, not a curated record